Molecule: messenger RNA, 11609 nt
Organism: Cyprinus carpio (common carp)
Lineage: Eukaryota; Metazoa; Chordata; Actinopteri; Cypriniformes; Cyprinidae
Product: mucin-2-like
Source: RefSeq, a predicted model, not a curated record
GAGUUUCCACAACAGCACUACAGACGACAACUACUGGAGUACCUGUUGUGAUUCCUUCUUCAACCACUAUUGAAAGCACCACUGUCAGUGCAGCCACAACAUCCACAGCACCAACAGCUACAACAACACAUUCUUUAACAGUGACAUCAACUGCUGCUGGAACUACUACUGCAGGAGUUUCCACAACAGCACCACAGACGACAACUACUGCAGUACCUGUUGUGAGUCCUUCUUUAACCACUAUUGAAAGCACCACUGUCAGUGCAGCCACAACAUCCACAACACCAACAGCUACAAUACAUCCACCUACAGCUACAACAACACAUCCUUUGACAGUGACAUCAAGUCCUGCUGGAACUACUACUGCAGGAGUUUCCACAACACCGCCACCGACAACAACUACUGCAGUAACUUCUAUGAUUUCCCCUUCAAUCACUAUUGAAAGCACCACUAUCAGUACAGCCACAACAUCCACAAAACAUCCUUCAACAGUGACAUCAACUGCUUCUGGAACUACUACUGCAGGAAUUUCCACAACAGCUCCACAUAUGACAACUACUGCAGUACCUGUUGUGAGUGCUUCUUCAACGACUAUUGAAAGCACCACUGUCAGUACAGCCACAACAUCCACAACACCAACAGCUACAACAUCACAUCCUUCAACAGUAACAUCAACUCCUGCUGGAAAUACUACUGCAGGAGUUUCCACAACACCGCCACAGACAACAACUACUGCAGUAACUUCUAUGAUUUCCCCUUCAAUGACUAUUGAAAGCACCACUAUCAGUACAGCCACAACAUCCACAACACAUCCUUCAACAGUGACAUCAACUGCUUCUGGAACUACUACUGCAGGAAUUUCCACAACAGCUCCACAUAUGACAACUACUGCAGUACCUGUUCUGAGUGCUUCUUCAACGACUAUUGAAAGCACCACUGUCAGUACAGCCACAACAUCCACAACACCAACAGCUACAACAUCACAUCCUUCAACAGUAACAUCAACUCCUGCUGGAAAUACUACUGCAGGAGUUUCCACAACAGCACCACAGACGACAACUACUGCUGUGACUUCUGUGAUUCCCCCUUUAAUCACUAUUGAAAGCACCACUGUCAGCACAGCCACAGCAUCCACAAAACAUUCUUCAACAGUGACAUCAACUGCUGCUGGAACCACUACUGCAGGAGUUUCCACAACAGCACUACAGACGACAACUACUGGAGUACCUGUUGUGAUUCCUUCUUCAACCACUAUUGAAAGCACCACUGUCAGUGCAGCCACAACAUCCACAGCACCAACAGCUACAACAACACAUUCUUUAACAGUGACAUCAACUGCUGCUGGAACUACUACUGCAGGAGUUUCCACAACAGCACCACAGACGACAACUACUGCAGUACCUGUUGUGAGUCCUUCUUUAACCACUAUUGAAAGCACCACUGUCAGUGCAGCCACAACAUCCACAACACCAACAGCUACAAUACAUCCACAAACAGCUACAACAACACAUCCUUUGACAGUGACAUCAAGUCCUGCUGGAACUACUACUGCAGGAGUUUCCACAACACCGCCACCGACAACAACUACUGCAGUAACUUCUAUGAUUUCCCCUUCAAUCACUAUUGAAAGCACCACUAUCAGUACAGCCACAACAUCCACAAAACAUCCUUCAACAGUGACAUCAACUGCUUCUGGAACUACUACUGCAGGAAUUUCCACAACAGCUCCACAUAUGACAACUACUGCAGUACCUGUUGUGAGUGCUUCUUCAACGACUAUUGAAAGCACCACUGUCAGUACAGCCACAACAUCCACAACACCAACAGCUACAACAUCACAUCCUUCAACAGUAACAUCAACUCCUGCUGGAAAUACUACUGCAGGAGUUUCCACAACACCGCCACAGACAACAUCUACUGCAGUAACUUCUAUGAUUUCCCCUUCAAUGACUAUUGAAAGCACCACUAUCAGUACAGCCACAACAUCCACAACACAUCCUUCAACAGUGACAUCAACUGCUUCUGGAACUACUACUGCAGGAAUUGCCACAACAGCUCCACAUAUGACAACUACUGCAGUACCUGUUCUGAGUGCUUCUUCAACGACUAUUGAAAGCACCACUGUCAGUACAGCCACAACAUCCACAACACCAACAGCUACAACAUCACAUCCUUCAACAGUAACAUCAACUCCUGCUGGAAAUACUACUGCAGGAGUUUCCACAACAGCACCACAGACGACAACUACUGCUGUGACUUCUGUGAUUCCCCCUUUAAUCACUAUUGAAAGCACCACUGUCAGCACAGCCACAGCAUCCACAAAACAUCCUUCAACAAUGACAUCAACUGCUGCUGGAACCACUACUGCAGGAGUUUCCACAACAGCACUACAGACGACAACUACUUCAGUACCUGUUGUGAUUCCUUCUUCAACCACUAUUAAAAGCACCACUGUCAGUGCAGUCACUACAUCCACAGCACCAACAGCUACAACAACACAUUCUUCAACAUUGGCAUCAACUCCUGCCGGAACUACUACUGCAGGAGUUUCCACAACACCGCCAAAGACAACAUCUACUGCAGUAACUCCUAUGAUUUCCCCUUCAAUCACUAUUGAAACCACCACUAUCAGUAGCGCCACAACAUCCACAACACAUCCUUCAACAAUGACAUCAACUGCUGCUGGAACCACUACUGCAGGAGUUUCCACAACAGUACCACAGAUGACAACUACUGCAGUAACUUCUGUGAUUCCCCCUUUAAUCACUAUUGAAAGCACCACUGUCAGCACAGCCACAGCAUCCACAAAACAUUCUUCAACAGUGACAUCAACUGCUUCUGGAACUACUACUGCAGGAGUUUCCACAACAGCACUACAGACGACAACUACUUCAGUACCUGUUGUGAUUCCUUCUUCAACCACUAUUGAAAGCACCACUGUCAGUGCAGUCACUACAUCCACAGCACCAACAGCUACAACAACACAUUCUUUAACAGUGACAUCAACUGCUGCUGGAACUACUACUGCAGGAGUUUCCACAACAGCACCACAGACGACAACUACUGCAGUACCUGUUGUGAUUCCUUCUUCAACCACUAUUGAAAGCACCACUGUCAGUGUAGCCACAACAUCCACAGCACCAACAGCUACAACAACACAUCCUUCAACAGUGACAUCAACUGCUGCAGGAACCACUAUUGCAUUAGUUUCCACAACAACACCACAGACAACUACUGCAGUAACUUCUGUGAUUCCCCCUUUAAUCACUAUUGAAAGCACCACUGUCAGCACAGCCACAGCAUCCACAAAACAUUCUUCAACAGUGACAUCAACUGCUGCUGGAACCACUACUGCAGGAGUUUCCACAACAGCACUACAGACGACAACUACUGCAGUACCUGUUGUGAUUCCUUCUUCAACCACUAUUGAAAGCACCACUGUCAGUGCAGUCACUACAUCCACAGCACCAACAGCUACAACAAAACAUUCUUCAACAGUGACAUCAACUGCUGCUGGAACCACUACUGCAGGAGUUUCCACAACAGCACUACAGACGACAACUACUGCAGUACCUGUUGUGAUUCCUUCUUCAACCACUAUUGAAAGCACCACUGUCAGUGCAGCCACAACAUCCACAGCACCAAUAGCUACAACAACACAUCCUUCAACAGUGACAUCAACUGCUGCUGGAACCACUACUGCAGGAUUUUCCACAACACCGCCACAGACAACAUUUACUGCAGUAACUUCUAUGAUUUCCCCUUCAAUCACUAUUGAAAGCACCACUAUCAGUAGCGCCACAACAUCCACAACACAUCCUUCAACAGUGACAUCAACUUCUGCUGGAACCACUACUGCAGGAGUUUCCACAACAGCACCACAGACGACAACUACUGCAGUACCUGUUGUGAUUCCUUCUUCAACCACUAUUGAAAGCAUCACUGUCAGUGCAGCCACAACAUCCACAGCACCAACAGCUACAACAACACAUCCUUCAACAGUGACAUCAACUGCUGCUGGAACCACUACUGCAGGAUUUUCCACAACACCAGCACAGACAACAUUUACUGCAGUAACUUCUAUGAUUUCCCCUUCAAUCACUAUUGAAAGCACCACUAUCAGUAGCGCCACAACAUCCACAACACAUCCUUCAACAGAGACAUCAACUUCUGCUGGAACCACUACUGCAGGAGUUUUCACAACAGCACCACAGACGACAACUACUGCAGUACCUGUUGUGAUUCCUUCUUCAGCCACUAUUGAAAGCACCACUGUCAGUGCAGCCACAACAUCCACAGCACCAACAGCUACAACAACACAUCCUUCAACAGUGACAUCAACUCCUGCUGGAACUACUACUGCAGGAGUGUCCACAACAGCGCCACAGACGACAACUACGGCAGUAACUUCUGUGAUUCCCCCUUUAAUCACUAUUGAAAGCACCACUGUCAGCACAGCCACAGCAUCCACAAAACAUUCUUCAACAGUGACAUCAACUGCUGCUGGAACCACUACUGCAGGAGUUUCCACAACAGCACUACAGACGACAACUACUGCAGUACCUGUUGUGAGUGCUUCUUUAACCACUAUUGAAAGCACCACUGUCAGUGCAGCCACUACAUCCACAGCACCAACAGCUACAAGAACACAUUCUUUAACAGUGACAUCAACUGCUGCUGGAACUACUACUGCAGGAGUUUCCACAACAGCACCACAGACGACAACUACUGCAAUACCUGUUCUGAGUCCUUCUUUAACCACUAUUGAAAGCAACACUGUCAGUGUAGCCACAACAUCCACAACACCAACAGCUCAAACACAUCCACAAACAGCUACAACAACACAUCCUUCGACAGUGACAUCAAGUCCUGCUGGAACUACUACUGCAGGAGUUUCCACAACACCGCCACAGACAACAUCUACUGCAGUAACUUCUAUGAUUUCCCCUUCAAUCACUAUUGAAAACACCACUAUCAGUACAGCAACAACAUCCACAACACAUCCUUCAACAGUGACAUCAACUGCUUCUGGAACUACUACUGCAGGAAUUUCCACAACAGCUCCACAUAUGACAACUACUGCAGUACCUGUUGUGAGUGCUUCUUCAAGGACUAUUGAAAGCACCACUGUCAGUACAGCCACAACAUCCACAACACCAACAGCUACAACAACACAUCCUUCAACAGUAACAUCAACUCCUGCUGGAAAUACUACUGCAGGAGUUUCCACAACAGCACCACAGAUGACAACUACUGCAGUACCUGUUGUUAUUCCUUCUUCAACCACUAUUGAAAGCACCACUGUCAGUAUAGCCAUAACAUCCACAACACCAGCAACUACAACAACACAUCCUUCAACAGUUACAUCAACUGCUGCUGUAAGUACAACUGCAGGACUUUCCACAAUAGUGUCACAGACAACAUCUACUGCAGUAACUUCUGUGAUUCCCCCUUUAAUCACUAUUGAAAGCACCACUGUCAGUAUAGCCACCACAUCUACACCACCAACAGAUAAAACAACACAUCCUUCAACAGUGACAUCAACUGCUUCUGGAACUACUACUGUAGGAGUUUCCACAACAGCACCACAAAAAACAUCUUCUGCAGGAACUUCUGUGAUUCCCUCUUCAACCACUAUUGAAAGCACCACUGUCAGUACAGCCACAACAUCCACAACACCAACUGCUACAACAACACAUCCUUUAACAAUGACAUCAACUGCUUCUGGAACUAAUACUGUUGGAGUUUCCACAACAGCACCACAAACAACAUCUUCUGCAGGAACGUCUGUGAUUCCCUCUUCAACCACUAUUAAAAGCUCUACUGUCAGUACAGCCACAACACCUACAGAUACAACUACAGGGCCCUCAACUACCAGAACAACUGCUGCUGGAACAUCCACCACCAGUGGAAUAUUUCUCACAACAGUGCCACAAACACAAACAUCUUCUUAUGCUUCAGCCACUGAAUCUUCAACAGUCUUUGAAAGUAUAACAUCCAUACCAGGUUCUGCCACUAGUGGAGCAGUUACCAUGACAUCACCUCCUAUGUUUGUUUCAUUCUCUCCAUCAUCAAAUGUCUCUGAGAGCACAACUCUUAGUACCAUUGAAACAUCCGCAACAACAACAUCAAAAGGAUUCUCUGCACUAAAAACAGAAACUUCUGUUUUUACUUCAGCAACUCCCUAUUCAACAACCUUUUACUCUACGACUGGUAGCACAGCUGGAACAUCAUCAAAUUCAUUUGCCUCAACCACUAAAAAAACUAGUCUCUCAACCACUAAUGCAUCAACAAGACCCUUGACAUCUAAAUUUAUAGUGCCUACGACUACAAUUACAAAAUUUGUACCUGUGUAUCUAACAGAUUUGGUGUUCCGCUCUUUUGACAUAUUUAUAGUUGAACUCAAUGAUUCAAACUCGCAGGCCUUCAAGUCAAGAGCUGAGCUUGUCAGAUCUCAGCUUAGACCAAUCUACAGAGCAAAAUAUCCUUCUUUUAUCGAAGUGAUUGUCUUGUGUUUCAGACCAGGGUCAAUCAUCACAGAAACACAAUUAGUUUUCAACUCCACACAAUCUGUUCCAACCAUUCAAGAGAUUUCAGACACCCUCUUUAUAGCAGUGAUAAAAGGAGAUGUCAACCCCCUAAAUAUAAUUCCAUAUUCAAUUUCAGUCAAUGGUUCAGGAGGAGGAAGUGUUUCAAUGCUAGAAACACGGCCAGUAUCUGUUGAUGUGGCAGUUGAUGUGCCACAUAAGAUGGGAACCACUCCACAGACCGCGGGCCGAGAGGCUACUCAUGACCACUACCCAACCGAAUGCGGAUGCCCUGGAGUCACAGAGUGCAGGCUGAGAGUGCAAGGCCAAAGAACCUGGUAUUGCCUGCUCAGAGCCCACCAGAGUGGGAAUGACCCCAUUGAAACGAGGUGGAGGAGAACCAAACUGGAUUCGGUGGCCUCUUUCUACAGUGUGCAGGACCCAUUAAGAGGUUUCUAUGCUGCCAAAAGGUCUACUAAGGGAAUCAGUCUCUCAAGACUGACCUCUGGUGAACCUGAAGCGGCGAACUGGCAGGGGACUGUUGAACUAGCUGCUCUAGAAACCUCCGAAGAUCAUCAACAACAACAAACGGCAACGACAGUGAUGACAACAACAACAACAACAACAACAACACAGACGACAACAACAAGACCCUUGACAUCUACAACUAAAGUGCCUACAGCUACAACUACAAAAUUUAUACCCAUGUAUCUAACAGCUCUGGUGUUUCGCUCUUUUGACAUAUUUAUAGUUGAACUCAGUGAUGUAAACUCUCAGGCUUUCAAGUCAAGGGCUGAGCUUGUUAGAUCUCAGCUUGAACCAAUCUUCAGAGCAAAAUAUACUUCCUUUAUUAGAGUGAUUGUCUUAAGUUUCAGUCCUGGGUCAAUCAUCACGGACACACAACUAGUUUUUAACUCAACACAAGCUCUUCCAACCGUUCAAGAGAUUUCAGACUUUCUCUUGACAGCAGUGGAAACAGGAGCUGUUGAUCCACUGAAAAUAAUCCCUACAACAGUUUCAGUCAAUGGUUCAGUUAUAGCUACGACUGUAGCUGCAAUUACAACUACAACUGCAGCUGCAACUACAGCUUCAAGUGGACUGAAGAUUGAAUCCAGCCUGCUCCAAGCAACAUGGCUCAUUAUUAUCGCAAAACUAUUACAGCUUUUCCUAUUAUCUUAUUAUCACCACUGGACUCUUUCCGAAAUGGAGGGAAAAGCUUUUAUUAUAAUGUGCAUUUUUAUUGCAACAGUCCAAGCGCAAAGUUCAACAACUCAGUCCACAGUAGAUUCAACAACCGACACCUCUGCAACACCCACAGCUACAAUGACGUCUUCAACAACCACUACAACUCUUGCUGAAUCAUCCACUACUACUGCAGGAGUUACCACGACAGCACCACAAACUACUUUUACAACAGCUGAAUCCUCCACAACAGCUACAACAACAGCAGAUCCUUCAACAACCACUACAACUAUUGCUGAAACAUCCACUACUACUGCAGGAGUUACCACAACAGCACGACAAACUACUGUUACAACAGCUGAAUCCUCCACAACAGCUACAACAACAGCAGUUCCUUCAACAACCACUACAACUCUUGCUGAAUCAACCACUACUACUGCAGGAGUUACCACGAUACCACCACAAUCUACAGUAACAACAACUGAAUCCUCCACAACAUCAGUUCCCUCAACAAGCACUACAACUCUUACUGAAGCAUCCACUACUACUGCAGGAGUUACCACGACAGCACCACAAACUACUGUUACAACAGCAGAAUCCUCCACAACAGCUAUACAACAACAGCAGUUCCUUCAACAACCACUACAUUUCUUGCUGAAUCAUCCACUACUACUGCAGGAGUUACCACGACAGCACCACAAUCUACUGUUACAACAACUGAAUCCUCCACAACAGCAGUUCCCUCAACAACCACUACAACUCUUGUUGAAGUAUCCACUACUACUGCAGGAGUUAUCAUGAGAACCACAAACUACUGUUACAACAGCAGAAUCCUCCACAACAGCUACAACAACAGCAGUUCCUUCAACAACCACUACAACUCUAACUGAAGCAUCCACUACUACUGCAGGAGUUACCACGACAGCACCACAAUCUACUGUUACAACAACUGAAUCCUCCACAACAGCAGUUCCCUCAACAACCACUACAACUCUUGCUGAAUCAUCCACCACUACUGCAGGAACAACCACAACAGCCCCACAAACUACUGUUACAACAGCAGAAUCCUCCACAACAGCUACGACAACAGCAGUGCCCCCAACAACCAUUACAACUCUUGCAGAAUCAUCCACUACUACUGCAGGAGUUACCACAACAGCACCACAAACUACUGUUGCAACAGCUGAAUCCUCCACAACAGCAACAACAACAGCAGUGCCCUCAACAACCAUUACAACUCUUGCUGAAUCAUCCACUACUACUGCAGGAGUUACCACAACAGCACCACAAACUACUGUUACAACAGCAGAACCCUCCACAUCAGCUACAACAACAGCAGUGCCCUCAACAACCAUUACAACUCUUGCAGAAUCAUCCACCACUACUGCAGGAGUUACUGCAACAGCACCACAAACUACUAUUAAAACAGCAGAACCCUCCACAACAGAUACGACAACAGCAGUGCCAUCAACAACCACUACAACUCUUGCUGAAUCAUCCACCACUACUGCAGGAACAACCACAACAGCCCCACAAUCUACUGUUACAACAGCAGAAUCCUCCACAACAGCUACAACAACAGCAGUGCCAUCAACAACCACUACAACUCUUGCUGAAUCAACCACUACUACUGCAGGAGUUACCACAACAGCACCACAAACAACUGUUACAACAGCUGAAUCCUCCACAACAGCUACAACAACAGCAGUGCCCUCAACAACCAUUACAACUCUUGCUGAAUCAUCCACUACUACUGCAGGGGUUACCACAACAGCACCACAAACUACUGUUGCAACAGCAGAAUCCUCCACAACAGCUGCCACAACAGCAGUGCCCUCAACAACCAUUACAACUCUUGCAGAAUCAUCCACCACUACUGCAGGAGUUACUACAACAGCACCACAAACUACUGUUACAACAGCAGAAUCCUCCACAACAGAUACAACAACAGCAGUGCCCUCAACAGCCAUUACAACUCUUGCAGAAUCAUCCACCACUACUGCAGGAGUUACCACAACAGCAACACAAACUACUGUUACAACAGCAGAACCCUCCACAACAGAUACAACAACAGCAGUGCCCUCAACAAUCACUACUCCUGCUGAAUCAUCCACCACUACUGCAGGAAUAACCACAACAGCCCCACAAACUAGUGUUACAACAGCAGAAUCCUCCACAACACCUACAACAACAGCAGUGCCCUCAACAACCAUUACAGCUCUUGCUGAAUCAUCCACCACUAUUGCAGGAGUUACCACAACAGCACCACAAACUACUGUUACAACAGCUGAAUCCUCCACAACAGCAACAACAGCAGUGCCCUCAACAACCAUUACAACUCUUGCUGAAACAUCCACUACUACUGCAGGAGUUACCACGACAGCACUACAAACUACUGUUACAACAGCAGAAUCCUCCACAACAGCUACAACAAUAUCAGUGCCCUCAACAACCAUUGCAACUCUUGCUGAAACAUCCACUACUACUGCAGGAGUUACCACAACAGCACCACAAACUACUGUUACAACACCAGAAUCCUCCACAACAGCAACAACAACAGCAGUGCCCUCAACAACCAUUACAGCUCUUGCUGAAUCAUCCACUACUACUGCAGAAGUUUCGACAGCAGCACCACAAACUACUGUUACAACAGUUGAAUCCUCCACAACAGCAACAACAACAACAGUUCCCUCAACAACAAUUACAACUCUUGAUAAAUCAUCCACUACUACUGCAGGAGUUACCACAGAAGCACUACAAACUACUGUUACAACAGCAGAAUCCUUAACAACAGCAACAACAACAGCAGUGCCCUCAAUAACCAUUACAACUCUUGCUGAAUCAUCCACGACUACUGCAGGAGUUACCACAACAGCACCACAAACUACUGUUACAACAGUUGAAUCCUCCACAACAUCUGCAACAACAACAACAGUUCCCUCAACAACCAUUACAACUGUUGCUGAAUCAUCCACGACUACUGCAGGAGUUUCCACAGCAGCACUACAAACUACUGUUACAACAGCUGAAUCCUCCACAACAGCAACAACAACAGCAGUUCCUUCAACAACCAUUACAACUCUUGCUGAAUCAUCGACCACUACUGCAGGAGUUACCACGACAGCACUACAAACUACUGUUACAACAGCAGAAUCCUCCACAACAGCAACAACAACAGCAGCAGUGCCCUCAACAACCAUUACAACUCUUGCUGAAUCAUCCACCACUACUGCAGGAGUUACCACAACAGCACCACAAACUACUGUUACAACAGCAGAAUCCUCCACAACAGCUACAACAACAGCAGUUCCUUCAACAACCACUACAUUUCUUGCUGAAUCAUCCACUACUACUGCAGGAGUUACCACGACAGCACCACAAACUACUGUUACAACAGCAGAAUCCUCCACAACAGCUACAACAACAUCAGUGCCCUCAACAACCACUACAACUCUUGCUGAAACAUCCACCACUUCUGCAGGAGUUACCACAACAGCACCACAAACUACUGUUACAACAGCUGAAUCCUCCACAACAGCAACAACAACAUCAGCACCCUCAACAACCAUUUCAACUCUUGCUGAAUCAUCCACCACUACUGCAGGAGUUACCACGACAGCACUACAAACUACUGUUACAACAGCAGAAUCCUCCACAACAGCUACAACAACAGCAGUUCCUUCAACAACCAUUACAACUCUUACUGAGGCAUCCACUACUACUGCAGGAGUUACCACAACAGCACCACAAACUACUGUUACAACAGCAGAAUCCUCCACAACAGCUACAACAACAGCAGUUCCUUCAACAACCAUUACAACUCUUACUGAGGCAUCCACUACUACUGCAGGGGUUACCACGACAGCGCCACAAACUACUGUUACACAGCAGAAUCCUUAA